AUGGCAGCCCCGCAAGUGCAGGUGAUGGGGAAAGGCGGUGGUGAGGUGGUGCAAGGCAAAGAUGACAGCUCGGCGUUUUCCGGUUGCUGGUACUGCUGCGGAGGUCUUCAUUGUGAGUGCAACCGACCCAACGGGGAUGAUGCUUUCAUCAAUUUCAUGUGCCAGCUGCCUGUGCCAUUCCCAAUCUGCAGGUGCUUCAGCAAGGACGCGCAGCCCGGCAAGUGGCGCUCCUGCACGGACGGCAAAGGCAACUACGAGGUAUGGCAGUUCUUGGACGCCAACACCAUUGAAGCCCAAGGCAAGAAUGAAUGCUGCGGGGACUCUUGCAAGUACAAGCUGCACCGAUGCUGCGGCAAGAAGUGA
Molecule: messenger RNA, 363 nt
Organism: Symbiodinium sp. CCMP2592
Lineage: Eukaryota; Dinophyceae; Suessiales; Symbiodiniaceae
Source: the annotation of a GenBank genome assembly